This is a messenger RNA of Pseudophryne corroboree (corroboree frog), 2013 nucleotides long. RefSeq names its product angiopoietin like 7 (gene ANGPTL7). Lineage: Eukaryota; Metazoa; Chordata; Amphibia; Anura; Myobatrachidae. Bases 433 to 1569 code for a protein of 378 amino acids. The transcript is spliced from 6 exons. The record is from RefSeq and is a predicted model, not a curated record.
CACAGACUAGGGCGCAGUAACCCUGAUGACCUCCGACACUGGCCUGUCUGCAGACACUGAUGCCUGAUCACCAUGGUAACCAGGGCAUCAUGCGGUUAAUCUGAGCUGCGGGUGGAGGUACACAGGUAGGUGGGUGGCAGGUUACUUUAGGUAGUUAACCCAGGAAGUACCUACCCUCAGAACUCCAGGGGUACACAGCGCAGCAGUGUCUUCCGGUAUGAGGGAUCCGCGCUGUACAUGUACAGGGAACACGUCUACAGUAUGUACAGAGGUUAUUGCAGUGCACACGCCACUGAAAGCUCCCACCAUCACUGGUGACAUCUGCCUGAGCACUAUGGGGGCAGCAUCAGUCCUCCGCUGGUAACGUCAGGAGAACAGAUGGAAGUUCGCUGCGGGCCCAGAUUAUAGAAGAGAAAGUACAUAUAUGAAACCAUGCAGAGAGGAGGCGUGGAGCAGAACUCCGGCGAGGGCCGGGGGGCCGCCUUACACACAUAUCUAUCAGAUGAGAGACAACACACCGGCCACUUUCUGCAUCUUCCAGCCAUGCCACCCCUCGCCUACAUCACCAUCUUCAUCCUGGCUCUAGGAGCUGCCCCUGCUCUGCCGCAGAAAGUUCCCAAGAAGAAGCCCGCUGCUAACGGCCUGCUGAAGAUGAACAGCUGCUGUGAGGAGGUCAAAGAUCUGAAGGUGCAAAUUGCCAACCUCAGCAGCCAGCUGGACGAGCUGAGCAAGAAGCAGCAGACGGACUGGGUGAACGUGGUCAUGCAGGUGAUGCAGCUGGAAGGCAGCUACAAGCUGAUGGAAACACGCCUGACCGACGCCGAGGAGAAGUACUCCGAGAUGGACAACCAGAUACAGAUCACACAGCUGCAGGCAGCGCGGACGCAGCCUCAGACCACAGCAGAUGCCGUAUACGACUGUUCCUCGCUCUACGAGAAGAACUACAAGAUAUCAGGCGUCUACAAGUUACCAGCGGAUGAGUUCCUGGGGAGCGCAGAGCUGGAGGUUUACUGUGACAUGGAGACCCAGGGAGGCGGCUGGACCCUUAUACAGAGGAGGAAGAUCGGUCUGACCUCCUUCAACAGAGACUGGAAGCAAUACCGCGAAGGCUUCGGCAACAUCCGCGGAGACUUCUGGAUAGGAAACGAGAAUAUCUAUCGCCUGACACGCCGACCCACAGUCCUGAGAGUAGAGCUGGAGGACUGGGAGGGCCGCGUCCGAUAUGCAGAAUACGCUCAGUUCUACAUCAGUAAUGAGCAGAACAGCUACCGCCUCUUCCUGGGUAAUUAUAGUGGCAAUGCGGGUAGAGACUCUCUGCGUUACCACAACAACACCGCCUUCAGCACUAAGGAUAAGGACAAUGACAAGUGCCUGGACGACUGUGCCGGACUGCGCAAAGGUGGCUACUGGUACAACUGCUGCACCGACUCCAACCUCAAUGGCAUUUUCUACCGCAAUGGGGACCACAGCAGGCACUCAGAUGGCAUCAGCUGGUACGGCUGGCAUGGAUCUACCUAUUCUCUGAGGAGGGUGGAGAUGAAGAUACGCGCUCAGGACAUCCAGCUGUGAGGGAGAAUGUGACGAGCGGAGCAGCCAGUGACCUCAGCAGCAGCGAUGACUUCCUUUCCUUUCUUGUAGAGACUAGCUGCACACUGACCUGCGGAUGUAAUAGUAAUACAGGCUAUCCUGCCAUACCUCAUACCCGGAUAUCCUCCUCAGAGAGGAAGCUGGGACAUUACAGCAGAAAGAGGAGAGCAUCGCGCACACACAGCUAGUGGGGUAACAGAUGUACUUCUAGGGGUACCCAUCCCUAAGACAACCACUAGGGGCAGCAGCGUCCCUAUGUAUAUAUAUCUAGCAGGCCACACAGUGUGUUUUGUACAUAGAACAUUUCCCGCCAUGUGAUUACUUUAGGAUACUGGAAAGUCUAUUUUAUUUGCUUCAUGAAACUGGAAAGUCAGUCAUACUGUUGGCUAAAUAGCCAGAAAAUAAAAGUUGUUUGUUUGUUUUUUA